This is a messenger RNA of Dissoconium aciculare CBS 342.82, 1428 nucleotides long. RefSeq lists its product as uncharacterized. The coding region runs from base 1 to 1428 and encodes 475 amino acids. NCBI's taxonomy places the organism in Eukaryota, Fungi, Ascomycota, Dothideomycetes, Mycosphaerellales, Dissoconiaceae. The record is from RefSeq and is a predicted model, not a curated record. The transcript has a single exon.
AUGUCUAAGAACCUGAGCUGGAGAAUCCAAGGCAUUGACGCGAGCGUCACCAAAGAGCAUGUUCUGGACUUUUUCGAAGAGUUUGAACAACACCGCAUUUCCGUCAAGACACUUUGCCCAAGCGUGGACAAUCCGCGUCAGGAAUUAACCGCAACUAUCGAUUACAAGCAUGAUUUGGAUUCGCUAGACCAUAUUCCUCGGCUACGAGACGACAUACGCGACGAACUUGAGUUCGACCGCCAUUUUCGCGGGUUCACGCCUUUGCACUCGCCAGCUGCAGGCACACAUGACGCGGAUAUAAUCGCCGUCACUCGUCUCGGGGGCCAUGCAAUUGCUUCAUGGUCGCUGCCUAAUGGAAAGAUGUGGCUACGUGAUUAUGUCCCAUCCUCCGCACCCACAGCCCGAAUUCUUACGUACGGCUAUCCGAACCAACUCGAGGGAUCGAAUCUCUCGAACUCCACCUUGAGAGACUUGGCAUCGGAAUUUCUCAACAAUCUGGUCAUAAUUCGAAAUCGCACGGCACAGGGUGUUCAACGUCCCAUGAUCCUAGUAGGACACUGUCUUGGAGGUCUGAUUAUAAAAAUGGCGUUGAUACAAGCUAGAGAGCUCAAUAUCAUCUCGAAAUUACCAGUCCGCCUUUUCAUCUUCCUCGCGACUCCGCACCGCGGCAUGAACGUUGAUGCCCUCAAGACUAUCAAAGAUGAUCAAUUAAAAAAGCUUGUCGAAGAGUUGGAGCCCAAUUCUGCUAUACUCAGGAGCAUGCAUGCCCCCUUCAGCAAAUUAUCGGACAAAAUUCGGAUAUUCAGUGUGUUCGAAACGCAGAGGACUGCUCCGCUUGUUUUCGAUGAAUCUCGGGGCAGGCUGGUUCGCAGCGACAAACCUGUCAUCCUGGUUGAGUAUGAGUCAGCGAUUCAAGGUCGAGAGAAUGAAACAGUGAUGCAGGCCAGCACAGAUCACCAUGAUAUCGCAAAGCUGGCCCCGUGGCAAGGAUCCAUCUACCCCAUGGUUCGCGAAAUGAUCGAGCAGACUUUGGCAUCUUCUGUCCAAGUCAAGGGCACAUCUGAUCCAAAUGAAAGACGCCAGACCGAGCCACUUCACACGGCUGCCAUACCAGAUCAGCAGUCUCGUUUAAAGGCCCUAGAUUUUGCGGAUGGACUUGUUAUCACAACGAAUCCUACUGUCGGAAACGUUUUAAGAGACGGAGACAGGUCGUCACUAACAGACGCCACUAAUCCUGUAGCGGAAAACAGCAAGUCGCCGCGACUGUCCCGUCACGGAAACCCAUUCGGCCGGCUACUAUACGUUUACGAAACAACGAUCGGCAGCGGUGACGCUGCCCAACCUCGUAGCCCAGGGAAGUCAUCGAAAGACCUUUCAGAGGCAGAUCGAUCAAGACGCAAACAUCGGUUUCAGGAAUGGGGAAGAUGA